Molecule: messenger RNA, 1997 nt
Organism: Apodemus sylvaticus (European woodmouse)
Lineage: Eukaryota; Metazoa; Chordata; Mammalia; Rodentia; Muridae
Product: rho GTPase-activating protein 20-like
Exons: 11
Coding region: 320-1846 (508 amino acids)
Biological process (GO): signal transduction
Molecular function (GO): GTPase activator activity
Source: RefSeq, a predicted model, not a curated record
AUAAUAUCUCAUGCCUGUGAUCACAGUACUUGGAAAACACAGGCAGAGGAUCCGGAGUUCAGGGUCAUCCUUCGCUUUAAGACUAGCCUGGACUGUGAGACAUUGACUCAAAACAGCACCAAUAACAAAACGUUUUUACUACGAGCUGAACUAUGUAAUAUUUCAAAAUGAUGUUUACUGGGACUAUUUGUGGAGGAAAAUUGAACUAUAAACCAGGGAAGGGGUAAAUCAAAGUGUUGCUAAUUGAGAUGCUUGUGUAAGUGAGUGCCUGCACAGUUUGUAACUGUUUGUGCUGACCUGUGUUGACUAUGUUUAGAUAAUGGGAGACCCUUGGCAGGAGUGCAUGGAUUAUGCAGUAGUCCUCGCAAGACAAGCUGGAGAGAUGAUUCGUGAAGCUCUGAAAACUGAGAUGAACGUCAUGAUUAAAAGUUCUCCCGCCGACUUGGUGACCGUUACUGACCAAAAAGUUGAGAAAAUGCUCAUGUCGUCUAUAAAGGAAAAGUACCCAUAUCACGGUUUCAUUGGUGAAGAAUCUGUGGCAGCUGGGGAAAAGACAGUCUUGACAGAGCAGCCCACGUGGAUCAUUGACCCUAUUGAUGGAACGACUAACUUUGUGCAUCGGCUUUUAGAAGAACUCCCGCCACUGAAUGCUGCAUUCCUGAGACAGAUGUUUAGAAUUCUAAAUAAAAUAGCCAGAAAUUCCUCGAUAAACCACAUGCCAGCAUACAGUCUCUCUGCUGCAAUAGCGCCAUUUCUUUUAUGCCUUCCUAGAUAUGGAAAUAAAGUACUGGCUACUGAUAUUUCCAAAAAGAUUUCUCUCGUAACAUUCCUCAUAGAUAAUUCUCCGAAACUGUUCGGGCUAGAUAUUGUUGCACUAUGGUAUGAAACCUCGUUUUAUCAUGGACCCGGAGGAAAUACCUCAUGUGACCAGGUUACUACAUCUAAUAUCAUCACCCCAAAUGAACCAGAACAUGGAGCCAGCAGCUGCCCCAAGGGGAGGACAUACACCCCUGACCAUGAUGAACCAACAAUAAGUCAAGUGGCUCCUCCUCUCUCUGAGGGCACUAACGAAUCAGAGACUCAAGAAGAUAAUAUGAAUGCAACCCAGCAAACAACUUCUCAAACUCCUACUGCACCACCAAAAAACCAAGUAUUUCGUACUUGUCCACGGUUUAUAUGCUUGGACAAAAUGCUACCUUCUAUACUUGAUAUGAUAUCGGUCAUUGCGGAAAAAGGACCAGAAUCAGAAGAAGUAUUCCAAUCCAUUUCCGAUAGAUCACACUUGGUCCUGAGGGAUAAGAUCUAUACUGAGCAACACAUUAAUUGGGACCAAGAAUCAGUACUCACAGUAGCUUACCUUUUAAAGGAUUUUAUUAGAAACAUACAAGGAAGCUUACUUUAUUCAGAUUUGUAUGAAAAUUGGCUUAGUGUCCUUGAUGAAGAAUCCCUGCUUGGAAAAAUUUCAACUAUACGAAGUAUUCUACUGAAGAUGCCACAAGCAAAUUACAUUGUUCUUAAACAGCUCAUUCGUGUGCUAUUAAAAAUUAAAACUUCUGCCAAGAAUACUCUAGACAGCUUCAUCUUAUCUAUCCGUAUAGCCCCACAUGUGUUAUGGGAUCAGACUUGUGUGAACUCAUUAUUUGGAAGUGACAUUCCAAAAAAGAUCUCUGUUAUACAAAUCAUGAUUGAUAACUUUGCAGAUAUAUUUGGAGAAGAUGACCCUAUAAUUUGUGACAACAGUCAGAAGAGGUCAGAUGACAUAAAGACUACAGUAAAUACUGCUGCAGGGGACAACGAAACAACUGCAACAUAUGACUUUCCACAAAGGAAACUUCCUCAUGACUAAAGAAGGUUCCUGUCAUUCUAUUUCAAUAAAAGAAACAACUUCAAUUAUACAUUUACCCAUAUUAUUUAUUACAAAUAGAUUCACUCACUAUUUAUUUCAAGUUAUGUAUUACAUAUUCUUAUCUAUUAUAAUAAAUUGAAUUAAAUUGUUA